Messenger RNA from Bufo gargarizans (Asiatic toad), 3504 nucleotides. RefSeq names its product transmembrane protein adipocyte associated 1 (gene TPRA1). The coding region runs from base 690 to 1832 and encodes 380 amino acids. The record is from RefSeq and is a predicted model, not a curated record. Gene Ontology annotation, molecular function: G protein-coupled receptor activity. Gene Ontology annotation, biological process: G protein-coupled receptor signaling pathway. Gene Ontology annotation, cellular component: plasma membrane. The transcript is spliced from 11 exons. NCBI's taxonomy places the organism in Eukaryota, Metazoa, Chordata, Amphibia, Anura, Bufonidae.
AGGCAAACGAAUGUCGCCGAACCCGUCCGCCAGCAGACUGGCGAGGGCCAACACAUGCGCCUAAAUUUAGGCAGUCAAAAAGUCACAAACGGCUGGGUUUUGCAUUGGUUUCUGGCCGAGGGGGUCAUAACAAUAGUAAUUAAUGACCCCCACUGUGUGCAAAAACCCCAAAAAAACUUUAAGAAAAACGCGGGUGCCAAAAAAAGCCGCACACGCUUUUUUUCUGGUGUUUUUUUACAGAUAAAAAAAAAAAACGCCAGACAAAAUUCGUAUGAAAACCUGGUGGAGAGGAGUAAAAGAAACGCUUGUGUCGCCCCGUAACCCCACAUUCACGCGGCCACGCCGGUGGCGGGCGCUGCUGUUUGUCAGGCUGAGGCUCGCGCUUGCUCAGCUUCAGCGUCACAUGACCCUCCUGACAGCUCAGGGCUCCUCCCCACCACUGGCAGUCACGUGUCACGUGCCCGCGCUCAGGCUCUGUGAUCCGGAAGCGUCCGAAUCCAUCGCUCGGCGCUCCUGCAAGAUCCCGGACGGAUCGCCGAGUUGUCGAUCGCGGUGAGACCGGAUCAGAGGAUUACUGACUACAGGGGGCGGGACGGAGACCUUCCCCCCCCCGCCGUGAUCAGCUGUCAGGUUAAUGAGAGGAAGUGAAGAUCGGCGACUCCCUCGGCUCGUGCUUGUGUCCUGAUCACAUGACACUCAGGAUGUUCUUGGAGACUCGGAACAGCUCGGUCACCAAUGUCACCUCCUUACCCUUCACUGCCUCAUCAUAUCUGACAUCAGCGCUGCCAACCACCUCUGACAUCAGCGGCGCCAAUGUAACUGUACCACAUGUGUGUCUGGUCAUCCUGUAUGAAGACAUUAGAAGCUCCAGGGUAAGAUAUUGGGACCUCUUGCUUUUAAUUCCCAAUGUUCUCUUCUUCGUGUUCCUGCUGUGGAAGUUGCCCUCUGCCAGAGCCAAAAUCCACGUCACAUCAAGUCCAAUUUUCACCACUUUCUACAUCCUUGUGUUUGUGGUGUCAUUUGUGGGAAUCACACGAGCAGUUGUCUCUAUGACGGUCAGUUCAUCCAGUGCAGCCACUGUCACAGACAAGGUUUUGUGGGAAAUCACCAGGUUCUUCCUGCUGGCCAUAGAACUGAGCGUCAUCAUCCUGGGUUUAGCUUUUGGUCAUCUUGAAAGUAAAUCCAGUGUAAAGCGGGUGCUGGCGAUCACGGCCGUCCUGUCACUUGCUUACUCAGUAACGCAGGGGACUUUGGAAAUCCUGUAUCCAGACGCCCAUCUCUCAGCGGAGGACUUUAACAUCUACGGGCAUGGCGGCAGGCACUUCUGGCUUGCCAGUUCCUGCUUUUUCUUCUUGGUGUAUACGUUGGUGUCUAUACUUCCCAAAACCCCACUGAAAGACCGCAUCUCUCUACCAUCAAGGAAAAGUUUCUACGUGUACGCUAUAAUCCUGGCCAUGCUGAAUCUGGUGCAAGGAGUUGGCAGUGCCCUGCUGUGCGCGGAGGUCAUUAAUGGGCUGUGCCUCGUCGACAUCACUACAUUUUUAUACUUCAGCCUGUUUGCUCCUCUCAUGUAUGCGGCAUUCCUGAAAAGCUUCUUUGGGUCCGAGCCUAAAAUUCUCUUCUCCUACAAAUCCCAAGUGGACGAGCCUGACGACUCAGACGUCCACCUCCCGCAUCCCUAUGCCGUGGCGAAGAAAGAAGGCGCAGACUCGGGAUUUUACUCCAGCACCCAGAUUGACACGACGGCUUAUCUAGAUGACGUGGCCUCCAUGCCGCACGUUGGGAGCAUUAACAGCAUCGACAGUGACCGCUGGAAAGCUAUAAACGCCUAGGCCUCGGGGUCACUCAACAUCUCGCGGAGGUUCUGCCUGCGUCACCUCUAUGCUGUGGAUUUCCGAAUGUCUUCAGAGUGAAAAUCUCUCUAAAAAUAUAUAAUUUUUUUUUCCUCCCGAAUCUCAUAUGGAAAUCAGACCGAUUGUACCAGAGACCUUCUGUAAUGCUGCUAAGAUCUUGCAAUCCUUGAGGAGGAAGGUUGCUGGUCUUGGACCAAGGUGCCACAUUGAGGAUGAUUAAAGAGGCCGGCUCAGGUCGUUUGAAUGACUGCCACUUACCUGUGCAGCCCGGUGGGCUCUGUUCUAUGGAUGCUGGAGCCUGCAUGUAGUGGGUGGCUGGGCUUUUCCCAUUGUCAGUACCUAUGCACACCUGGUUUAUACAAUAUCUGCUGGUGCCUAUGGCAGUGAAGACCCAUACAUGUGCCAGGCUGUACUGAGUACAAAUCACUGCACUGGAUUAGGUUGUAGGAGUAUGUACGAUGACCGCUGGCGACAACUCGGAAAGACUAAUCUUAUGCUGAUCGUGGAUUUUCUGUUUAAAGUAGGGAAAUACUCGGAGAGUGUUCCCCUUUAAUAGAAAGAAUACCAGUAAAUACAAAGCUUAAAGAGGUUGUUUCAUCUGGGACUUUGGCAUAUCGCUAGGAUAUGCCACCAAUGUCUGACAGGUGCAGGUCUCACCUCUGAGACCGCCAUCUAUCUCUGAGACCGCCGUGCGUUGCAUGCUCUCCAUUUUUAUGGGAGUUCUGAAAAUAGCUGAGUGAGCUCUCUGGAGUCCAAUAGAGAUGAAUGGACAGCACAAACCGCGCAAGCGUGGCCACUGCUUCAUUCGCUUAUAUAGGUCUGUGUGAUAUAUGGGGUCUCAUUCUGGAAAUAGAUGUGGGUCCUACCGAUAUGCCACCAAUGUCUCAGAUGAGAAUACCCUAGGGCAGGCAUGCUCAACCUGCGGCUCUCUAGCUGUCGCAAAACUACAACUCCCAGCAUUCUCGGACAGCCUACAGCUAUCAACCUACAGCAGGGCAUUGUGGGAGUUGUAGUUUUACAAAACAGCUGGAGUGCCGCAGGUUGAGCAUCCCUGGCCCAGGGACUGUGUACAGGUGCAUAGUAUAGAGGAUAAGUAUCUAAUUGUUGGGACCAACCACUGGGACCCCUGCUGAUCCGGAGAACCUGGGUCUGGAUCACCUCUAUAAAUGGAGGAGUAGGUUGCGCUCGCACAGUGCGGCCCUAUUCAUUCUCUACGGGCCUGCUGGAGGUAGCAGGGUACAGCGCUCGGCUGUUUUUAGUAGUCCUGUAAAGAAUGAAUGAAACGGCAGCGUUGGGCUCCAUUCACACAUCCGUAAUAAUUGGUCCGCAUCCGUUCCGCAGAUUGCGGAAUGCGUGCGGGCCCAUUAAUUCUCUAUGGGGACGGAACGGAUGCGGAGAGCACACUAUGUGCUGUCCGCAUCCACAUUUCCGGAGCACACCGCCGGUUCUAUUCCUGUCCGCAAUUGCGGACCAGAAUAGGCCGGCCGGGUGUAUUGCGGAUCCGCAAUGCACUACGGAUGUGUGAAUGGACCCUAAAAGCACAGCCUGCCACUCCAUGCAUAAGGGGGAAAUAGGACCCCUGUUCUCAGUAACGGUGGGGGCUCCAGCGGUCGGACCCCCAACGAUCAGAUAUUAUGCCCUAUGCUGUAGA